Galeopterus variegatus (Sunda flying lemur) is the source of this 1253-nucleotide messenger RNA. RefSeq names its product frequently rearranged in advanced T-cell lymphomas 1 (gene FRAT1). The coding region runs from base 1 to 783 and encodes 260 amino acids. The transcript is spliced from 3 exons. NCBI's taxonomy places the organism in Eukaryota, Metazoa, Chordata, Mammalia, Dermoptera, Cynocephalidae. The record is from RefSeq and is a predicted model, not a curated record. Gene Ontology annotation, biological process: positive regulation of canonical Wnt signaling pathway. Gene Ontology annotation, cellular component: cytoplasm.
AUGCUAAAACCAGACGAGUUGAUGCACCGAGAGGAGGGCACCCCCAGCCCCGGCGGGGUGGUAGGGCCCGGCGACGUCACCCAUUGUUUACAAAUCAACCCGAGCCGGCAGGAUUCCGGCUCCCGCGGCUGCGGCGCGCGGCUCGAGCGCCCGGCGGGCUCCGGCUUCCGCGUCCGCGUCCGCCCCGGCCCCGGCUUCGGCCUCAGCCGCGCGCCCGGCUCUGCCGCGCCACCCGCGUCGGCUGAGGCGGUGGGCCCGGCGCCCCCGGGGGCUGUGCGCUGCGCCCUCGGGGACCGUGGCCGCGUGCGGGGCCGGGCUGCGCCCUACUGCGUGGCUGAGCUCGCCGCUGGCUCCAGCGCACUUUCCCCACUGUCCCCUCAGCCUGGCUUUGAUGGGCCCCCGGGAGCUGGCCAGCGGGGUGUCCCGCAGCCGCUGUCCGGCCCGUGCCGGCGAGGAUGGCUCCGGGGCGCCGCAUCCUCCCGCCGCCUGCAGCAGCGCCGCGGGUCCCAGCCCGAAACCCGCACAGGGGACGACGACCCGCACCGGCUCCUGCAGCAGCUCGUGCUCUCGGGAAACCUCAUCAAAGAGGCCGUGCGGAGGCUCCAUUCGCGACGGCUGCAGUUACAUGCAAAGUUUCCCCAGCGUCCGCUCCUGGGGCCUCUGUCGGCCCCGGUGCAUGAGCCCCUUUCACCCCUCAGCCCUCGUGCGGCCUGCAGUGACCCUGGAGCGUCCGGGAGGGCGCAGCUGAGACCUGGCGAUGGUGUUCUUGUCCCUGGCAGCUAACACAGCCGAGGUGGCCACAGCGCCAGCCUCUGACUGGAGGGCAAGGGAUUCCCCCGAGGGCGGCAACCCUGCUCAAACUGGUGAACUCGCGCUUUUGGAAGCAGAGAAAAUAAGCUAAUGAAGACGGGGAACCGAAAAAUCGCGAAUGUUUUCGCGGGGAACUGAGGUCGAGGGCCCCGAUCUGUUUGAAAUGCAGAACGGGGUUGGCCCUACUAAGGGCAGAUUUGACAGAGCGCGCCCCGAGCGCACAGUCAGUAGGACUCCGUGGGGCGUGGCCCGACCCGGCCGCGCAGCCUCUCAGGGUGCUCCAGCCGCAGUCCACGCUUCUCAGGGUCGCCGAGCCCUGGAACGACGGAGAAUGAUCCCAGUUAUUUGCUUUACCUUUUCAGGGCUGGUUCCUGAUCCUCUUUGGGGGCGGGGAAGAUGAGCGAACGAUAAUUUCAGGGGGCACCCCAAUCUGCCAGACUUGA